Messenger RNA from Chrysochloris asiatica (Cape golden mole), 918 nucleotides. RefSeq names its product asialoglycoprotein receptor 2 (gene ASGR2). Gene Ontology annotation, biological process: biological process involved in interspecies interaction between organisms. Gene Ontology annotation, molecular function: fucose binding; D-mannose binding. The record is from RefSeq and is a predicted model, not a curated record. The transcript has 8 exons. Lineage: Eukaryota; Metazoa; Chordata; Mammalia; Afrosoricida; Chrysochloridae. The coding region runs from base 1 to 918 and encodes 305 amino acids. Gene Ontology annotation, cellular component: external side of plasma membrane.
AUGGCAAAGGACUUUCAAGAUAUCCAGCAGCUGGACUGUGAGGAAAGUGACCACCAACCGGGUAGAGGUGAAAGACCAGAACUUGGUGGGCAAAGUCCUAGAAGAGAAGAUCCGUUUGGGAAAGGCAAGACGCCUUCCCCGCAAUCCUUCCUACAACAUCUCUGCUCCCAGCCCCGCCUCAGUCUGCUUGCCCUGGGCUUCAAUGUCCUGCUGCUAGUGGUCAUCUGUGUGAUUGGAUCCAAAAGCACACAGCUGCAAAUGGAGCUGCGGACCCUGAAAGAAACUUUAAACAACUUUUCAUCGACCAUCCUAAUGGAAGUCUGGCGUCUCAAUUCCCAUGGAAGCAAUACAAGUGACAGCGUAACAUUUCUGCAAGCCAAGCUGGAGAAACAGAACCAGGACCUGAAAUCAGAUCAUGCCAACUUGAAACUUCAUCUGAAACACUUUCCAAUGGAUCUGCAAGUUCUGGCAUGUCAGACAGCAUUUCUCCGGACCAACGGCACAGAAUGCUGUCCUGUUAACUGGAUGGAGUAUGAAGGCAAUUGUUACUGGUUCUCUCACUCUGGAGUAACCUGGGCUGAGGCUAACAAGUACUGUCAGCUGGAGAAUGCCCACCUGGUCGUCAUCAACUCCAACGAGGAGCAGAAAUUCAUUCUCCAACACAUAAACCCCUUUCACACCUGGAUAGGACUUACUGGCAGUGACAGCUCCUGGAAGUGGGUGGAUGGUACCAACUAUGAAAAUAGCUAUACGAACUGGGCUUACUCUCAGCCUGACAACUGGAAAGGGCAUGAGAUGGGAGGAAGUGAAGACUGUGUUGAAAUCAGGCCAGAUGGCCAAUGGAAUGAUGAUUUCUGCAAGCAGGUGCAUCGCUGGGUGUGUGAGACCAAGCAGACCCACAACAUCAGGAGCCCCUGA